AUGGGGAAAAGGUGUUUGCGCGGACGCACGGAUAUUCUGAAUUGUUCUGUCAACUGUUUGCAAACGUCUUAUUACAAAGUGAUGGAAAGUGAAGGAGACUGUUUUGAAAACAGCGUUCUGGAUUUUGUGAACGAUCUAAGUUUCCUGGAAGUGCCGUUUAGCUCUUCGGCUGAGUUAAGGAAGGGCAAUGUAUCCUCUUUGCGUAUUUUGGAUACUUGUGGUCGCCUUUACGAUAUUACUGAUGGAGCGGACCCGCUGGCAGAAAGCGGCGUGCCUUUCAGCUCGCUGUGCUUGUCGAGCCGCAACCUUCAUUCGGUGAACGGGAGGUCCAAGAGAAAACGCGUGAUCACAUCUGCGCAACGCCAGGCAGCUAACAUCCGUGAGAGGAAAAGGAUGUUCAGCCUAAACGAAGCCUUCGAUAAACUGCGAAAGAAAGUCCCCACUUUCGCCUAUGAAAAAAGACUCUCAAGAAUCGAGACUCUCCGCCUUGCUAUCAUAUACAUCUCCUUUAUGACAGACCUUUUAAACCAGAACAGAGAAAGCGAAACCAAGACUGGUGCUGCAGAUAAGAAAAUACUGAUGCAAAAAAUCGAGUAA
Polypterus senegalus (gray bichir) is the source of this 597-nucleotide messenger RNA. RefSeq names its product fer3-like protein (gene ferd3l). The record is from RefSeq and is a predicted model, not a curated record. The transcript has a single exon. Gene Ontology annotation, molecular function: protein dimerization activity; DNA-binding transcription factor activity, RNA polymerase II-specific; RNA polymerase II transcription regulatory region sequence-specific DNA binding. NCBI's taxonomy places the organism in Eukaryota, Metazoa, Chordata, Cladistia, Polypteriformes, Polypteridae. Gene Ontology annotation, biological process: regulation of transcription by RNA polymerase II; developmental process. Bases 1 to 597 code for a protein of 198 amino acids.